Messenger RNA from Anopheles coustani, 4037 nucleotides. It is a transcript of the gene Tgs1, whose product is annotated as trimethylguanosine synthase. Gene Ontology annotation, biological process: 7-methylguanosine cap hypermethylation; 7-methylguanosine RNA capping. Lineage: Eukaryota; Metazoa; Arthropoda; Insecta; Diptera; Culicidae. The record is from RefSeq and is a predicted model, not a curated record. The transcript is spliced from 2 exons. Gene Ontology annotation, molecular function: RNA cap trimethylguanosine synthase activity. Gene Ontology annotation, cellular component: nucleus. Bases 170 to 3313 code for a protein of 1047 amino acids.
UUAGUAAUCUUGAACAUUGAGGGAAAAGAUUGUCAUCGUACGGCAAGGCCUAGUCGAAGCGAGCUCUGGAAGACGAAUGUGAAACAAAAAUGUCGACUUGAAGAACGAAAACGGAAUCCCCUCCCAGUGGAGUUUUUGAUGCGCCUAGCACCCCUUGUGCACACGAAACAUGAUGAGUGCUUCGGAAGGCCACUGGGAACCGCUGGCAGAGAUCUAUCUGUCGCAUCCAUCGGUGAAGGAUAAGAAAAAGUGCAUCUACUGUCUGUGCAGUCGUGUGUUUAUCAAAAACUACUACGAUGUGUAUGUUUCCACACUGGAGCGUGGCGAUUCCGUACCCUUGAUUUCAUCGAUGGAUCCUGCCGUAGGCACCGAGCAGUUGAACUCUCCGAUAGCAAUAGGGACGCUAGCCGCCAGUACUGGCACUGUUGCUGUUGAUAGUGUUGCUGGAGCUAUCGAAAAGCAAACCCAACCUUCGGAAGGAGCUUUCAGCGAAGAACCACUGGACGUGCUGGAUCGUGCCGAGGUGGACGAUGUGUUCAUUGAGGAGCCGUUGGUGAAGCAGCUGAGCUUCGGACGGGAUGGUUCACGUAAACUUCCCUCCAAGUGGGGUGUUGAGCGGGAUGCAGGGGCAUUCAGUGAUGCCAGCUGCUACUUCAGCGCCAGCGCUAGCCACUCCGAUACCAACUACUGCAGUACGGACGAGCACGAGCAUGUAUUUUUCGGAACUGGAGGUCAGACUACCUCCGCAGGGGCAGUUGGUGGGGGUUCCGGGGCAGCCAUUGCCUCUUCCGGACUGCAUUCGAGUGACAGUGGGGCGGACUUGUCGGAACGGAUUCACGAGCGAAAAUUUUCCUUAAAAGAUGAACUGCUGGAAGGUGGAAGAAGCAACAACGAUGCCGAAGAACGCAGAUGCACGUUGGGUGGUAAUUCCGGAACGGCAUCGGUCGAACGUAACAACAGUCUUCCGGAGGCGUUCGGUAGGGAAGACUUACAUGAAGCAUGGGAAACGUACUGGAGUAAGCAUGGUGAAGGUAUUAUAUGGGCCUCGUGGAUCGAAAAGUACAGCGAUUACAUAAAUCCUAGCUACCUGGAAGCUGAGGACCAAGAUCAAGCGACUGGAACGAACACACCGCAUGAUAAAAGUGAAGCUACGCCCGGGGCAGCCACCGAGGCUGAUAAAGAUUUUUCCUUCGAUAGCGAUGCCGUUGCGGCAACGCGCACAGAAAUCGUAGUGUCGGCUUGUUCGCCUCAUCCGUACACGAAAACGACGUAUCAGACGGCAUUGUGGCCUCUUCCCGGUCAACAGCCUAGCGGCGAUGAGUUGCUGUGGAAUACCCAUCGAUCCGGCAGCUACGAGAAUGAAGCUUUGCUUAGUCCCCGGUGUGAUUCGGUUACCUCCAGCAUCCCGCUAACGAUCGGCACAACCGACUCGAUGACGAACGUCACGCGUAUGACCAUUUCCAGCUACGAUUUUUGUAGCUCUAAGGUGAGCUCGGAAAGCUCAAACCUUAGCGAAAGCCUGAGCUCGGAAGUUACGAGCGAUAGCUCGAACAGUUCCGAUCUGCUCGAGACGGAGUAUUUGGUCGGAGCGGAAAAGACCAAUGCGACGGCUCCAGUACCGCCGGACGAAGAGGCUGCUAUGGACGGUGAACAGUACUGGCAAAUCCUAUGGCAGCAACACUUCCAGGAGCUGUAUGCAAAGCACUACCACCAUUUCAUGGCCGAGCACGAGCAUGACGAACCGACAACGACCGGUGGCCACUACCAAGCUGCCGGUGCCAGUGGGGAAGCCAACGUAAAGUAUCACAGACGCAAACGGAAUAGCAAUAAUGGUGCCAGCGGCAGCAGUGCAGGUGAAUCGUAUCACUUCCGUACGGAACAGUUGCCCGCAAUGGUUGCAGGAUUGCGAUUGUCGCAAAGUGGUGGCGAGCCGAGUGGUGAACCACAGGAUGGUAACGACGACACGGCCGGGAAAGACACCACAAAGGAUUCGAACGCGGACGCGCAAUUAGCAAUCGAGGACCUAUCGGGCAUGCUGGAAUCGUACGGACUUCCGACGGCGUUCGGAAAGCAGGCGCAGUCUCCGGCGGGCGAUGGCGACGAUCGGCCACCGCCGAAUGACAAACCGGUGAAUUUGAAGCGAAGCCACGAGAGCGAUACCGAAGAAACACCCAAGGAGCGGUUGAAGGCUGCGUUCGAGCUGAUGGGUUACUCGUUCUCCGAUCCAGCCAACGAUACCGAGUCGAUAAUCAACAUCACCGGCGAGGUGGUGUACCGGAAGAAGCAUAUACGGUUGCAUAAUCGAGUACUUAAAAUGAAGCACCACAAACCGAAGCACACGUACUUUGACGACGACGGUAAUGAGCAGUCCGUCGCCGGUGGUAACGAUAAGUCCGACCAGGCAGCGCCAGAAGCUCUGCUGCACAGUUCCUCCGACGAGGACGAGGCCAACGCGGGAGCACCGGCGCGACCGAGUGCCCGAUCGAGCACCAUUUUGGAGUACAGUCAGCUGCAGAUCGGUGCCGGGAAGGAGGUGGAAUCGCUCGAGAGUGGUGACGCCGGUCCAGAUGGUGCAACCGAGACACCGAUUGGUGUAGUUUCCGCUCCCAGUGGUGCUGGGGCGAGUGCGAAGAAGGAAAAGAAAAAGAAACGCAAGACCAAGUUUGUGGCCAGCCUGCCGGCGGACAUUGCCAACGACAAAUCGCUGCUCAAGUACUGGUACAAGCGAUUCUCACUGUUCGCGCUGUUCGAUUCGGGCAUUCGUCUCGACCGUGAGUCGUGGUUUUCGGUCACCCCGGAAAAGGUGGCCGCCCACACGGCCGAACGGUGCCGUGCGGACGUGAUCGUCGAUGCGUUCUGCGGCUGCGGUGGAAAUACAAUACAGUUCGCUUUCACCUGUCAGCGAGUGAUCGCAAUCGAUAUCGAUCCACGCAAGAUCGAGAUGGCCAAACACAACGCGGCUGUCUACGGCGUGGCGGAUCGGAUAGAGUUUAUCAUUGGGGACUUUAUGCAGCUGGUCGACAAGCUGCGAGCGGACACGAUAUUCCUGUCGCCACCGUGGGGCGGUCCAAGCUACCUGAAGGACGAGGUGUACGACUUGGAGCAGUCCCUGCUGCCCGUCCCUGCCACCGAGCUGAUGCGUGCUGCCCAGCGAGUGAGCAAAAAUGUGGCAAUGUAUUUGCCGCGCAACUCCAACACCCAACAGCUGACGAUGCUGGCCGGACCGAACGGAGCGGUAGAAAUAGAACAAAAUUUCCUCGACCGUAAACUUAUCGCACUAACGGCCUACUAUGGCGAUCUGAUCAACGAAUAGAUCGGCUGCCAACGAUUGCUAGCAGUGCAAUGCGGGACAACUCUAUCGCUGCAUUCCUCGUUCACCGUAAACAACCGUUCUGUUUCGAUUUAGCAUCGUAACAGCCAGCAUAACUUCCGGACGCACAAUGCCCCAAUGCUUUGAUAAAUCCUCAUCGAAAUCGUUCAUUUGCCCCACGGUGCAGUUCGAUUUUGUUUCAUUGCAAUUCUGUCUAGAUGUAACGUAAGAGAUAGAUCAAUCAUUUGAACGUAACACCACCGUACAACGCCAAUGUUGUUCGGAACUCUACCGUAAAUGUAUGUGACAUUGAGUUGAGUGAGAUAUCGUUAGCGCACAAUAGUGCUUACACGUGUGCUCGGGACGUGUCUCCUUCAAACUAGACCAUUUUCAUUAGGACAAUCUUUACUAUAAUUUAGAAUAUCAAUUUACUGCAACACCAGUUGGCUAGGGGUUUUCAUCUACCACCUGAACGUUUGUUGAUUGCUACAGCUAGUAAUUUGUGUUCGUCUUUUACAAUAUAUUUCAAAUGCAUUUCAAUGAGUUGGACGCGAUCGGUUUUAGACCACUACGUAAUAUUAGCCGGUGUCUUGUGUGCACGAUCGAAUAGGGGGACAUCAACCACUUAAAAAUGCGUUCUGGUGUAAGUGAUUGAAUUAAACAAAAGAAUCGUGAAGAAAAACACUUUAACUGCAGAAAAUAAAAGUUCGAUUUUAUUUCAAUGUAA